Molecule: messenger RNA, 1733 nt
Organism: Daucus carota subsp. sativus
Lineage: Eukaryota; Viridiplantae; Streptophyta; Magnoliopsida; Apiales; Apiaceae
Product: protein DETOXIFICATION 21-like
Exons: 9
Coding region: 221-1681 (486 amino acids)
Biological process (GO): xenobiotic detoxification by transmembrane export across the plasma membrane
Cellular component (GO): membrane
Molecular function (GO): antiporter activity; xenobiotic transmembrane transporter activity
Source: RefSeq, a predicted model, not a curated record
UCGCAGCAAUAAAUUGCAUCCCAACAAAAGUAAGGCUCAUUGCUUAGCUAAUAAUAAUAAUAUGAUAAGAGCCAUGCAGCAUCUUCAGUAGAAUGACUUUUGCAAGACCCAACAAAGCAGAUCAGAAAUCUCUCUUUUCCCUUCUGCAAGUUUUCUGAUUCUUUCGAUUCGUUUGGCAAGUGGGAAUCAACUUUAUAACACAUGAUAUACAACAGCAGACAUGGAGGGGAGUGUGGAUGAAAAUUUGCUUACAGAAGUUCGAAGAGCAGAGGAGGAAGGGACACUCAAAGACAGAGUAUGGACAGAGUCCAAGAAAAUGUGGAUUGUGGCUGGUCCUGCAAUAUUUUCAAGAUUUUCAACGUUCGGAGUUGGUAUCAUUACCCAAGCUUUCAUUGGCCAUAUUGGACCCUCGGAGCUUGCUGCAUAUGCUUUGGUGUCAACUGUGUUACUUAGAUUUGCAAACGGCAUAUUGUUGGGCAUGGCUAGUGCAUUGGAGACGCUAUGUGGCCAAUCAUUUGGUGCGAAACGAUAUGACAUGCUUGGAGUAUAUCUUCAAAGAUCAUGGCUUAUUUUGUCCAUAUGCUCAAUUAUUCUAUCACCAGUGUUUAUCUUCACCACCCCAAUUUUAAAAGCUCUAGGCCAGGAGGAAUCCAUUGCUGAAGUGGCAGGAACCAUUUCACUCUGGCUAAUCCCCGGGUUAUUUUCCUUUAUGGUAUCCUACACCUGCCAAAUGUUCCUCCAAGCACAGAGCAAGAAUAAGAUCAUCGCAUACUUGGCAGCAUUUACACUGGUAUUCCAUGUGUUCCUCUCAUGGCUCUUGACAGUGAAGUACAAAUUUGGACUUAGCGGGGCCAUGGUUUCUACCAUUUUGGCAUUUUGGAUCCCAAACAUAGGUCAGCUUGUGUAUAUAUUUGGUGGAUGGUGCUCAGAGACAUGGAAAGGUUUCUCCAUGUUGGCCUUCAAGGAUCUCUGGCCUAUUAUCAAGCUCUCUCUGUCAUCUGGUGUUAUGGUCUGCCUAGAACUCUGGUACAACACGAUUCUAGUUCUGUUAACAGGAAGCAUGAGAAACGCUGACAUUGCUAUUGAUGCUCUUUCUAUAUGCAUUAAUAUCAAUGGUUGGGAACUCAUGAUAUCUCUUGGUUUCUUGGCUGCGGCAAGUGUGAGAGUCUCUAAUGAGCUUGGAAGAGGAAGCUCUAGAGCUGCAAAGUUCUCCAUCAUGCAGACAGUGCUGACAUCAUUUGCUAUCAGAUUUGUGCUAUUUAUAAUUUUCUUGUUCCUCCGGGGACGGCUAGCUUACAUAUUUACAGAAAGUACUGAGGUUGCGGCUGCUGUUGCUGAUUUGUCACCUCUAUUGGCGUGUUCCAUACUUCUGAAUAGCAUUCAACCCGUUCUUUCUGGUGUUGCUGUUGGGGCUGGCUGGCAAAGCACCGUGGCAUACGUGAACAUUACAUGCUAUUACCUAAUUGGAAUUCCAGUUGGAGUAGUGCUCGGCUAUGUUCUCCAGUUUCAGGUUAAAGGUGUUUGGGUUGGAAUGUUGUUCGGUACACUGACUCAAACAAUUGUACUAAUCAUAAUUACUUACAAGACGGACUGGGAGAAACAGGUAUUGCUUGCUAGACAGCGGAUAAACAAGUGGUCUGUGAAAUCUGAAGAAGCUGAAGAAGAUGAACAAAAUGCAUGAAAAUCAGAUAACAUUACUCAUUGUUAGCUAUAUUCCUGCAACGGCAAUCCUG